Messenger RNA from Triticum aestivum (bread wheat), 1626 nucleotides. RefSeq names its product beta-1,2-xylosyltransferase XYXT1-like. The record is from RefSeq and is a predicted model, not a curated record. Lineage: Eukaryota; Viridiplantae; Streptophyta; Magnoliopsida; Poales; Poaceae. The transcript has 5 exons. Gene Ontology annotation, molecular function: glycosyltransferase activity. The coding region runs from base 1 to 1626 and encodes 541 amino acids.
AUGGCUGGCGACUGGUCCUCAUCGUCGUCGACGGCCGCAGUGCCGGCGGCCAAGGGCGUGGAGAGAAGGCUGGCUCGGCACCACCAGGCCGUGGUCGGCUUCCUGCUGGGUUUCUUCGUCAGCGUCGUGCUCUACACCACGGUGUCCUGCCUGCUCCGGUUCACCAAUACCCUUGUCAUUCUGCAGCCCACGUCGGGCGAGCGUACCGAACAAAGUGCCAGGACUGCUCCUCCUCUAGUGUUGUCGACACCUAAUCAUUCUACUGAAGCGGCAGUGCAUGACAUAGAAAAUGGGCAGAAGGAUGAGGUAACCAAGACGAUGGGGAAAGAACGUCAAACAGCAAAUGAUGCUAGCGGCAAGUUGGAGGAAGAGCUCAUUCGGCAAGAACUCGAUCAAGACGGUGAUGGGAAUAAUAGAAGCAACGUCAAACAUGGUGCUCCAGGCAAGCCCAUCUGCGACCUGUCGGACCCUAGGUAUGCCAUCUGCGAGAUCUCUGGGGACGCCCGUGCCAUCGGCGCCAACUGUACUGUCUUCCAUGUCCCGCCUGCCGAUGAGCGCGGCUCUGACGGCCUGGAAUGGGCCAUCAGGGACCAGUCUCGCAAGGACCUCGGAUACAUCAACAAGGUGAAUGUCAAGACCCUGAGCGCCGCCCAGUCGCUGGUGGCGCCGGAGUGCACCUCCCGGCACGCUGUCCCGGCCAUUGUGUUCGCGAUGAACGGGCUCACGUCCAACCCAUGGCACGACUUCAGCGACGUUCUGAUCCCGCUCUUCAUCACCACUCGCGCCUAUGAUGGCGAGAUCCAGUUCCUCGUCACCGAUCUCCGGCCGUGGUUUGUGGACAAGUACCACCUCAUCCUCACCAACCUGUCACGCUACGACAUCAUCGACUUCAACAAGGACACUGGUGUCCGGUGCUACCCACACAUCAUAGUCGGCCUACGCAGCCACGGCGACCUCAGCAUUGACCCGGCCCGCGCGCCGCACAACUACACAAUGCUGGACUUCCGCAUGUACAUCCGAGACGUCUUCUCACUGCCGCCGGAAGGCCAAGGAAUCCCGUACAAGGAGACUAACAAGAAGAACAAAAACGGUGGCACUAGCACGGAGGAACAAAAGCCGCGCCUCAUGCUCAUCAACCGCGCCGGGAUCAGGAAGUUCGUCAACCUUCCAGAGAUCUCCGCGGCGGUGCAGGCCGCCGGGUUCGAGGUGCUGGUCGUGGAGCCGCUCCGUGACAUGAGCCUCGAGGAUUUCUCUCGGCAGGUGGACUCAUGCGACGUGCUGAUGGGAGCGCACGGGGCCGCGCUCACAAGCUUCUUCUUCCUCCGCACCAACGCGGUCAUGCUACAGGUGGUGCCAUGGGGCUUAGAGAGGGAGGCCAUGAGUUACUUCGGCGUGCAUGCCAAGAACAUGAUGUUGCAGGACAUCGAGUACAGCAUCACCGUCGAGGAGAGCACGCUGUAUGAGAAGUAUGGCAAAUACCACCUGGCGGUACGUGACCCAGAGGCCCUACGUAAGCAGGGGUGGCAGUUGUUAAGGCAGUACUUGUGGGACGAGCAGGACAUCAGGCUCAACGUCACCAGAUUUUCUUUGACUCUACACCAGCUGCUUCGAACGCUCGGUGAAUAG